GUAAUGGGAGUUGGGAUUCGCUCCCCGUCUCCCCAGCAGUCAGGGAAGGGGGCAGGGCUGGCGGGGGUGUGGAGGGGUACAGCGGCGCUGGCAGGGCAGUUUUAACUUGCAGGGUGGGGGGAGAGAAACCUGCGUGUUGGCUGUGGGGAGAGGGUCCUGAGGUUCCCCCAAACCCUGACCGUGCUUUCAAAAUUGGUCGCUUGGCACCACUGUGCGGGAGCCAGGCUCACUUUUACCGCCGCUGACGCUGUCAAAAACGCUGUGGCUUCAGCAGUAACAACCGCGAGCGAGCUCCUUCCGCCGGGCUGCCGGGUCAGCCGCUCAGUGAGAGAAAUUAAACGCUGUUAAUCCAUUAGCUUCAUCUUCCCCGCUUACGCGAGAGUGAAGAAGACUUGCUAAUUAAUUUGCAUACGAGGGAAUGAUCUCUGAAGGAAGGAAAAACCCCGUUGCACCUGCUCCGCCGAGACUUGUCAGCUGAAUCUGGAGGAGAGCUAUAAAUCAUGUAAAGUGUUCGCGGUGGAGUCGGCUUCUGAGAGCUGUAGGAUUAUGUAUCCAAAUGUUGAAUUUAUAUUUCCCAUUAGGAAAAGACUGAAACUCAGAUGCUUCAGAAACUUGCUGUGUGUUUACCACGCGUUCUACCAACCAGCUCGAGAGGGGACUUACCUCUUCUUUCAUUAGCUGAGCAUAUCAUUAUCUUGAAAUAACUAUUCCUCUACACAUGGCCUUCCUACUGGUGUCAGCUUAUCUUCUGCUGACUCAUACUCAGGGUGCUCCUGUUGAGAACGGAGCACUGUUGGAAACAUUGAAGUCGCAAGUAGGAUUAUUCAGCAAUAAAAGUGAACACUAUUUGGCACAGGUGAGACCUCCUGGAACAAGCCGACAAAUACCUCAGACAAUCAUCAUAGGUGUUCGUAAAGGAGGGACAAGGGCUUUGCUGGAAAUGUUGGAUAUUCAUCCUAAUAUUGUGGUGGCAGCUACAGAAGUCCACUUCUUUGACUGGGAUGAAAAUUAUGUGAAAGGAAUAGACUGGUAUAGAAGUCUGAUGCCAUUUUCUUAUGGAAAUCAAAUUACAAUUGAGAAAACACCAGGCUAUUUUACAUCACCACAGGCUCCAGGAAGAAUUCAUGACAUGAAUAGCUCCAUUAAACUGCUGCUCAUUCUAAGAGAUCCCACUGAGAGAGUUAUAUCUGACUAUACCCAAGUAUAUUACAACAGAGUAGAAAGCCACAAGCCUGUUCAGCUUUUCGAAGAUAUUGUUAUUAAGAAUGGAGCACUUAAUACCAAAUACAAAGCUAUUCAGAGAAGUCUAUAUGAUGUUCAUAUGGAAAAGUGGCUUAAGCAUUUCAGUUUGGAUCAAAUUCACAUUGUGGAUGGCAAUACUUUAAUCAAGGACCCUCUUCCUGAAUUACAAAAAGUUGAAAGAUUUCUAAAUCUUCCUUCCAGAAUUAUGUCUUCUAAUUUUUAUUUUAACCAAACCAAGGGAUUCUACUGCAUUAGAAGUGAUGGAAGGGAGAGAUGUUUACAUGAAUCCAAAGGGCGUCCGCAUCCUCUUGUUAACAACACUGUUUUAGAGCAACUGUAUUCUUACUUCAGAGAGCACAAUGCAAAAUUUUACAGGAUGGUUAAUCAUUCCUUUGACUGGCAUUAAUGCAUUUGGAAUCAAUGUUUCUUUAAAAGGGCCUACAACAAACUGUUUCAAACAUAUCUUUCUAAACUGCAGAGAUUCGUACUAUGAGAACAUACUGGUAGCGUGCUUCAUGGGAAUAACAUUAGCUCACUGAAAUGGUACCCUUUAGGCUGGGGAAGCAGAAGUUUCACAUUUGUGUGAUUACUGUGAGCCAUAGUCUGACCCUCUUUUCAUCAUGCAAAUAUAUUGACUUCAGCAGACUUUUUUCAGAUACACAUCUAUUACAAAAUUUGUGCUGUAUAGGAAAAAUGACUGCUUCUAACCAUGUAAAAAUGUAAAUAUUUGAAAUGGUAUUAUUCUGUUAUGUAUUUUUUUGUUCUUAGUAUUUUUUAUAUCACGUACAAUUGAUAGAGGUGUUGAUUUCUAGAAUUUUUCAUACAGUAAAUUAAAUUUUAUGUUAAAACAAGGGCAUACAUAGUAGCUCUAAUAAAUAAUUCAUCCCCUGUUAAUGUUAAACUAAUCCAUUAUUAAUAAAAGGAAUCUAUUUCACCUGUGAUUUUGAAUAGGUGAAGUAGAAGCUCCCUGUCUGUGGAUCAUUAGUAUUAAACUACAGUUAUUAUCUUGGAUUUGGAAAAUAAAUAAAUAAAUGAUUCUCCAGACAAAGUAAGAAUAUGAACUGUCUGAAGAAGUUUAAGGUGAGAGUUCUGAAUGUAAAGAAAUUAAAAUAUCAACACCAACUUAUACUGUUAUUCUGUACACUAAAAAAAAAACCAACAACAAAAACA
Pezoporus occidentalis (night parrot) is the source of this 2412-nucleotide messenger RNA. RefSeq names its product heparan sulfate glucosamine 3-O-sulfotransferase 1-like. The record is from RefSeq and is a predicted model, not a curated record. Lineage: Eukaryota; Metazoa; Chordata; Aves; Psittaciformes; Psittacidae. Gene Ontology annotation, molecular function: [heparan sulfate]-glucosamine 3-sulfotransferase activity. The transcript is spliced from 2 exons. The coding region runs from base 719 to 1648 and encodes 309 amino acids.